Messenger RNA from Klebsormidium nitens, 1992 nucleotides. Lineage: Eukaryota; Viridiplantae; Streptophyta; Klebsormidiophyceae; Klebsormidiales; Klebsormidiaceae. The record is from the annotation of a GenBank genome assembly.
AUGGAGAUCGCUGGGCCGUCCGGUAUCGGCAAGAGUAACGGGCUAGUUUCCAUAGCAAACCGGCUGCUCAUCUGGGCGGCACAGGAGCGCAGGGCUGGACGACGUGUCAGGAUAUUCCCUAUCCUGAACGCGGAGUCCUUGCUGGGGAAGGAAACAUGGGCUGAUGGGGUUCAGGCGGCUCUAGGAGCGGGUUUUCAUGAUGACAAAGAGGCCCUCGCUGCCAUCCCCCAGCUGGAGUUACCUCGUGACGUCUCCCACUUUGUGCAAAGGGCAACUGAUAUUGCCUGCUGGUUGAUAGACCAAGCGCACGGAAUCUUCCAGGACAAGGACGUUCUGGAUCGGGUGUCCGCAAUGACAGCACUGCGGCACGCGGUGUUCGUCUCCAGUGGUGGGGGAACAAGGGCCUCGGAGCAGCAUGCCCGACACCUCAACGUCCGCACCCUGCCUCUACCUACUGCAAUCAGUCCGGCGGCUCUAGGAGCGGGUUUUCAUGAUGACGAAGAGGCAAUUGCUGUCAUCCCCCAGCUGGACUCACCAGAGGCUGUGUCUGACUUUGUGUUGGAGGCAACCAAGGGCGCUUGUUGGCUGAUCGAUCAAGCGCACGGGAUCUUCCAGGACAAGGAGGCUCUUGAUCAGGUCAAAGCAAUGACGACCUUACAACACGUGGUGUUCGUCUCCAGUGGUGGGGGAACAAGGGCCUCGGAGCAGCAUGCGCGACACCUCAAUGUCCGCACCCUGCCUCUCCCUACUGCAAUCAGUCCGGUAGACAUCCACAACUGGGAAUCACGGUACACAGUCCCCUUCAAAUCAAGCUCGGCUGCGAGGCGGUUGGACAUGCUGGCGGACAACCUGCUGCUGCGCUAUACAUUCUGGCAAUCGUGUGGAGAGGUGGGCGUCCCGCUGCCGCCGCUCAGCGACGACGUCAUGAAGACUCUGGUCCCAGAGCGGCCCUCUAAGCGGCAAAGAUUAUUACCUGGUGAGUUUGAGGCCACUUCUGAAGGAGCAGUCCAGGAGAAAACUCCCACUGCAACGGGAGGGGCAUCUGCGAGCAACAGCGAAGAUUCUGUCAGCUUCGGUGCGGCAUGGAGCCACUUCCUGAAGAGCAAAGCAGUGCAAGCCCUUUUCUCGGAUCUCAUGGGCACGUUGCAGCGCUACAUCUUGGAACCAGAGAUGCUUCGCCAUGUCAAGGACAAGUGCAUGGAGUUGGCUCUCGCAACAACCUGGGUGGAUCUCAAGCCCGGUGUGUUCAGCGGGCGCGACUUCCUCUUCGAGCACUCGGGGUCCGAGCUGCUGCUCAAAGCACAACCAGCUAGCGACAUUGUCCGCUUUGCCCUGGCCCAAGCCGCAGAAGCAGCAGUCUCCUGUGAGCUCGCAUUCACAGGCUGCAUGGGCAAGUUGCUCCAGGAGCUCGGGAGCCCCGAUCCCCACCCUGCACUCAUUGGCAUCCUGGCAGAGCGGGUGGUGGGAGAACGGCUGCAGCAGGGUGCUGGUCAAGCCUACUUCGGGGUCAAGACGCGGAUGCGGCGGGUCCGCAAGUUCAAGCAGGAUCAGGUAGAAAGGUUAGUCAGCGACCUGCUGGAGGAUGCGCUGAAGGUGCUCUCGGGGGGAAAGGAGGAGCAGCACGUCACUCUGGGGGUACCAGACGAGUUCAACGCACGCGACACUGACUUCCACGUGAUUGUCAUCCAGAAGCGGGUGGUGGGAGAACGGCUGCAGCAGGGUGCUGGCCAAGCCUACUUCGGGGUCAAGACGCGGAUGCGGCGGGUCCGCAAGUUCAAGCAGCAUCAGGUAGAAAGGUUAGUCAGCGACCUGCUGGAAGAUGCGCUGAAGGUGCUCUCGGGGGGAAAGGAGGAGCAGCUUGUCACUCUGGGGGUACCAGACGAGUUCAACGCACGCAACACUGACUUCCACGUGAUUGUCAUCCAGAGCUCUUUAGGAAACAGGACGUGCCUUCCUGCUGGAGGUCACCAUGUUGUGGCAUCAAGUCUGUAG